Pochonia chlamydosporia 170 is the source of this 3018-nucleotide messenger RNA. Its product is annotated as verprolin. The coding region runs from base 1 to 3018 and encodes 1005 amino acids. The record is from RefSeq and is a predicted model, not a curated record. Gene Ontology annotation, molecular function: S-adenosylmethionine-dependent methyltransferase activity. Lineage: Eukaryota; Fungi; Ascomycota; Sordariomycetes; Hypocreales; Clavicipitaceae. The transcript has a single exon.
AUGGCCGACACUCUCCGCCUGCCGCCGAGCAGCUUUCAGUCUCGUGAGCCUUCGCUGGGUCGAAGACCAAAGAGACUGCUUAAUCCUAUAAUAGAAGAAGAUAGUGAUGAUGGCCGUGUUCAGAAUGCAGGAAUGAGCCAACAAAGGAGACGCGGCGACACUUCCCAGUUGAAGAUUGAGGCUUGGCUUUCGCCAAUGAGUGAUCAUUUCCCGACUCCGAGGGGAAUUCACUACCUCGCCGCCCCCGUCCUUCCGUCAUCACCGUCCACAGUAUCGGGAGAUGGUAGCUCUCCCACAACGUCGUCGAACCCGUGGAAUCGAGCCAGCGUCGCCACAGAGAAUACCGAGUUUGAGGAUCUUUACGACGUGUCCGAAGAGGAGGAUGAGGAUGACAUGGCACGGCGCUAUCAGCAACACUCGACGGGCAGAUUUGCUCGUGGCCCAGGGGUAGCCGGUCAGCCAUCAUCAAAGCAGCCAACCCGUCUCAUCAUUCCAGCAAAUCGACAUGAUCGUGACGAAGCUUGGUCUGCGGUAGACGAGCUCAAGAAAAUCACUUCGCCAGUCCCCCUUACCCCCUCGGCCCAGCUACCCAUGUCACCGGCGCAAAUGGACUUUAUCGGAAAACAGCAAGCGCUUGAAGUGCCGACUAUUUCGGCGCCGCCUUCUCUUGACGGAAGUCUGUCGUCUGAGCAGCUUGCUGCCAUGAGCGCACCGCCAACGCCAGUAAUUGGCAACGAUGAGGACACAACAGAGGAGACGGCCUGGACAGGCGUUCACCUUCAGCCUGAUGCGCUCGCAACGCUACACGCCUUGUCUGGAGGAGACGGCUCCGAGGCAGACGACGAACACCUACACCAACGUCCUGUACAGGUAAUCGAUGUUUCCAUGGCCCCGGUGGCCGUCGAGAUGCGACAGCAACCCUUGCGCUUGGUGACGAGCUUUGUGCCUCGGACAACUUCAGGCACGAUACAUUCGCCCAAUCCCAUCCGACAGUCUCUUGCAGGCUUGACAAGACUGGAUAUUCCCUCUCCUAGUGGCUUCUUUUCGGGGCUGUCUCCGCGAACCAGGACCACCUGGCAUCCGCCCAGCAAGUCUCCUGUAGAGAUGCCUCCCCCAACCUCGACCACGGCUGAGCAGUUUUAUCGAUGCCCGUGGAACAUUGACCUCUCUGUGCCGCCACUCCCAAAACGCCCCGACUCUGCCGAGGGCUUCUACAGAAGCGUCAACAUAUCGUCCGCGCCUGUUGAGCAGGUUAUUGAAGUACAAGAUGACGACGACGAUGUGACUGACGGUAUGCCCACCGCACGACCCGUGAUUCAACAUCAGGAUUCCAACGAUUCCGGUGAGACCAUCAAAGCGCCAGCCCCAUCAUCGCCAACCAAGGUUGCCGAGGAGGCGCCGGUCGAGAUUGUUGUCGACUACGAUCCCGACUAUGCCAGGAAGCAGCAAAAGGAGGCUCUGUCUCAUCUGGAUCGCACUGAGCUGUGGCUCAUGGCACAGAGGGCGUACCUCAAGGGGGUCGACGACGAUGCCGAUGGCGACAAUGCGGCUCUCAAGACCAUUGAAGAAGCACCAGAAGAGGAGGAGGAAGAAGUGCGGCCCGAGCCUGAGCCCCCGUCCGAGUCUCUGCCAAAGAAGAAGGUUGUUCGGUUUUCCAAUGUCAUCACAACCACCCUGCAGCCAAAGCGCCUCCCCUCCAAGCUUCUUCGGCAAGAGUCAGCCUACUACAGAGCCUUUCAAGACUACAUUGUCCGGACACACCUUCAAGACGUAUUUGUCCAGCAGCUUUCUCGCUUCGAGGCCCUCCAAGCUCAGCGAACAGCCCUGCGCGAGACCCAUCGCAACCAGCUUCUGGGCAAGUAUCAGCUGAGUGUUGUUCCCCAGUCGGCAAAGAAGCGUCUCAGCGCCAAUGUGGCCAGAGGCGACCACAUCUUGACGGAUGAUCCUGAAAAGCUGCGCAAGGAGAAGGAAUACGAGGCCAUGAACCAGAUGACCAUGGCGACCUGGCACGUGGCUGCCCUCAAGUUUCUAAACGGCGGGCGCCUGAUUAUGGCACCGGUUACCAAACGACUGGCUCGACUCUCCCAUUUGGCUCUCCCCAGCAAGGAUGGCGGUGUUGCUCGCGAUAGGGCUCGAAUUCUCGAUCUUGGAGGUCAGUCGACGUGCGAUUGGGCAUGGCACUGCGCCCUUCAGUACCCAAACACCAAGAUUUACACGGUGACGACCAAGGCCAUUCGCCAGCUUUCAAAUUCCAACGUCCGAGGCCCUCCAAAUCACCGCCAAGUUGCCGUAGAGCGCCUUUCCAAGCUGCCUUUUGCGAAUGACCAAUUUGAUUUGAUCUCGGCUCGCGAGCUUCAUGGAAUACUCAAAUUUGUCGGCGAGAAUGGCGAAGACGAGUGGGAGAGCUGCCUGCAAGAGUGCAUGCGAGUUCUCAAGCCCGGUGGCUACUUGGAGUUCUCCAUCAUGGACUCCGACAUCAUCAAUGCCGGGCCGCUUGGUCUUGCCAAGAGCGUAGAGUUUGGCUUUGCACUCAAAACCUUGGGUUACGAUCCAAGUCCGUCAAAAAUGUGGCUCGGCCGACUGGCUCGCGCGGGAUUUGACAAUGUCCGUCGUGCCUGGGUGUGUCUUCCGGUAGGUGCCAAGCGCAAGAUGAGCAUCCCGCCAACACCACCCUUAAAGGAUGACGUCUCGAUCAAGAGCGGCGGCAAGGUGUGUCAAAUGGAUGCCAUGGUCAUGGGUAGCAGUGACAAUAUUGCCAAUGUCUGCAGCAUCGUGGGCGGCUGGAGCUGGGAACGGUGGCUCCUCCGGUGUGAGAUGGAAAAGGUGGCGGGCGAGAUGCGCCUGGUAGAUACUGUGACGACUGGGGCGGCGAUGAAGGAGGCGGGUAAGUGCCUCGAGGGAGUACAUGCGGUGAUGGAGGAGGGAAGAAGUUGCAAGGCUGGCCUCCGGAUGCUCAAUGGCUAUGCGAGGAAGCCCAAGCGGUGCAGUGAUGUGAUUCAAAUUGCACUGGCGCAGUGA